GCUGGCUAAAUAGACCAAAGAAAAAUAAGAUCAAAACAGCUAGCCCCUCCUUUGUGUUUCUUUCUUCAACCCCUCCUCUCCACUUUCCUUUCAUUUUGAUCCAACCAUCAAAACCGGGUUAAGGAUUUCCAUCUCAACAAAGAAGACAUGGCUAACUCGGCAUCUGGGAUGCACGUGAAUGAUGAAUGUAAGGUCAAGUUUAUGGAGCUGAAAGCAAAGAGGACUUAUAGGUACAUCGUGUUCAAGAUUGAUGAGAAGGCUCAGGAAGUUCAAAUCGAAAAGCUUGGGAAUCCAGAAGAGACUUACGAUGAUUUCGCAAACUCCAUCCCCGAGAAUGAAUGCCGAUACGCAAUCUAUGAUUUUGAUUUCACCACCGCGGAUAACUGCCAGAAGAGCAAGAUCUAUUUCAUUGCAUGGUCACCUGAUACAUCAAGAGUAAGGAGUAAGAUGUUGUAUGCAAGCUCAAAGGAUAGGUUCAAGAGAGAAAUGGAUGGAAUCCAAGUUGAGUUGCAAGCAACUGAUCCUAGCGAGAUGAGCCUUGACAUCAUCAAAGAACGAGCUCUGUGAGCCCCAAAAAAUCAUAUCAUAUCAUUAUUCUAAAUGAACCACUGCAUCUUUAUUUAUUCCUAAAUUGUUUUGUAUGUUAAAGCUUGUUUAAUUUGUAUCAUUGACAUUUCCAUUUCCCUUUGGAUAUUUCUGCUCUUUGCAAACA
Messenger RNA from Brassica oleracea var. oleracea, 712 nucleotides. Its product is annotated as actin-depolymerizing factor 8. Gene Ontology annotation, biological process: actin filament depolymerization. Gene Ontology annotation, cellular component: cytoplasm; actin cytoskeleton. The record is from RefSeq and is a predicted model, not a curated record. NCBI's taxonomy places the organism in Eukaryota, Viridiplantae, Streptophyta, Magnoliopsida, Brassicales, Brassicaceae. The transcript has 3 exons. Gene Ontology annotation, molecular function: actin filament binding. Bases 148 to 567 code for a protein of 139 amino acids.